Colossoma macropomum (tambaqui) is the source of this 1936-nucleotide messenger RNA. RefSeq names its product mitochondrial import inner membrane translocase subunit TIM44-like. Lineage: Eukaryota; Metazoa; Chordata; Actinopteri; Characiformes; Serrasalmidae. Gene Ontology annotation, molecular function: protein-folding chaperone binding. Gene Ontology annotation, biological process: protein import into mitochondrial matrix. Gene Ontology annotation, cellular component: mitochondrial inner membrane. The record is from RefSeq and is a predicted model, not a curated record. The transcript has 14 exons. The coding region runs from base 107 to 1633 and encodes 508 amino acids.
UUCAUCAUUCUGGGUGUUGGCUUUCACGCUAAAGAUUAACACAAUCACUAGCUGCUGUAGGGUGUGACGAGGUAAAGCUGAACUGAGGAAUUACAACUCAGACACAAUGAGGUUUAGAAAUGAAGGUGCGUGUGUUGUAAGACAGCGUUUAAAUGGCAACUCAGAUGCAACAGGGUUAGGCAUUAAGGUGUGUGCUGUAAGAUACCAUUCAAAUGGCAAAGGACAGUGCUCUACAUUCAUUCACGCGGCGCUGACGUCGGAAGACCAGCUGACCUUCACCAUGACGCAAGUUCAGUGCAAGAUGGCGGCGUCCUUGUGCCGAUGCUCUGAGCUCUUGCUCAGGAGAAGCAGAACUCUGUCGGCAGCAUGUCUAACAUUCAACACAGGCAGAGUCGUGGGGUGCCAGGCAGUGGCUGUACAGUGCCGUCAUGCCUCUGGAGGGCGCAAAAGUUUCCUGGGUGAGUUUUUGAACUCUCUGACGCAGGAGCUCAGCAAGAACAAGGAGAUGAAGGAGAAUAUUCGGAAGUUCAGGGAGGAGGCCCGACGGCUGGAGGAGUCGGAGGCACUGCAGCAGGCCAGGAGGAAAUAUAAAAGCAUUGAAUCAGAAACAGCACGGACCUCCGAGGUGCUGAAGAAGACUCUGGGGUCCUUAUCAGAAACAGUUAAAGGACGCUUUGAGGACGUGGGUCGUACUGACCUUGGUAAGAAGAUAAAAGAGGGUGUGGAAGAGGCAGCCAAAACAGCUCGAUCCUCAGCGGAGUCAGUGUCCAAGAGCAGUGAAGCGCUGGGGAAGACCAGUGCCUUCAGGGUCAUUUCACAGAGCAUGGAGACGGUGAAGAAGGAGAUGGAUGACGCAACACAGGGUGGGCCAUACCGUGCUCCAUCCCAACUAAGGAAGAGAAGCGAGUUCUCCUUUAAAGGAGCCGAGAACCAGGCCAGAGUUUUUGAAGCCAAUGAAGAUGCCACCGGCGUUGUCCUGCACAAAGACUCAAAGUGGUACCAACAGUGGAAGGACUUCAAGGACAAUAAUGUGGUGUUAAACCGCUUCUUUGAGAUGAAGAUGAAAUAUGAUGAAAGUGACAAUGCCUUCGUCAGAGCCUCGCGUGCCCUUACAGAUAAAGUCUCAGACAUCUUUGGUGGUCUCUUCUCCAAAACGGAGAUGUCUGAGGUGCUAACAGAGAUCCUGAGAGCUGAUCCUAACUUUGAUAAAGACUCCUUCCUCCGCCAAUGUGAAAAUGACAUCAUUCCAAAUAUCUUAGAGGCAAUAAUCAGAGGGGAGCUGGAGGUUCUUAAAGACUGGUGCUAUGAAGCUACAUAUAGUCAGCUUGCACACCCUAUUAAGCAAGCCAUAGCCAUGGGUCUGCAGUUCCAGUCCAAGAUUUUGGACAUCGACAACAUUGAUCUGGCGAUGGGUAAGAUCAUGGAGCAAGGGCCCGUACUGAUCAUCACCUUCCAGGCCCAGGUCGUCAUGGUGAUUCGAAGCCCUAAAGGGGAAGUGGUAGAGGGAGAUCCUGAGAAGGUGUUGAGGAUGAUGUAUGUGUGGGCGCUGUGUAGGGACCAGGAGGAGCUCAACCCACAUGCUGCCUGGAGACUACUAGACAUGUCAGCAUCCAGCACUGAGCAAGUGCUCUGAGAGAAACCGCCUUGUGUGUAAAGCCAGGCAUUGUGAGUUCACAGAGGUUCUUCACGUUGGACAGAAUACUCAGCUUCUUUACAUGAAAUCAAAGCCGCCCUCUACAAACAAUCUGAGACUGACCGACACAGUUUCUCCCUAAUGCCUGUGCUGAGCGGAUGAGCUGUCCAUGCUUCACCCACAAAUGUGUUCUUUCUUAGCAGUGUUUGCAAUGUUGAACUAGUUUUACAGAACAUUUUAAUAUUAAUGUUAAAUUACUUAUUAAGAAAAUAACAAUAAAAAAAUUAUUUAGUAUAAUGUAUU